Suillus paluster is the source of this 372-nucleotide messenger RNA. RefSeq lists its product as uncharacterized. The coding region runs from base 42 to 296 and encodes 84 amino acids. The record is from RefSeq and is a predicted model, not a curated record. NCBI's taxonomy places the organism in Eukaryota, Fungi, Basidiomycota, Agaricomycetes, Boletales, Suillaceae. The transcript is spliced from 3 exons.
ACUACAGUAGCUUUGCCUCAUUCACUUCCACAAACUCCAUCAUGUUUACUUCCCGUUCCAUCAUCUUUGUGCUGCUCAGCUUUCUCGCUGGCGCCAAUGCGUGUAUACGGUGCCCGGCCAAAGUGGAUGGCAUUAAACUAUCCUCUACCGUCCCAGACGACUGGGAACAUGUCACAGUUUGCUAUUACAAGGGCAAAGGCGUAACAGCGUUCUGCCAGUAUUACACCAUAAACGGCGAGUCUUUGGAUUUGUCUCCGACUUGUCCGCGUAAAGCGACUGUGAUAAAGGACUGCUGAACGUGAUGUGAAGAGGCGGGGGAGACGAGACACUCAACAGGAGGAGCAAUGUUCGUCUGCAAACACCUGUUACGAG